Molecule: messenger RNA, 5503 nt
Organism: Empidonax traillii (willow flycatcher)
Lineage: Eukaryota; Metazoa; Chordata; Aves; Passeriformes; Tyrannidae
Gene: CAMSAP1
Product: calmodulin regulated spectrin associated protein 1
Exons: 20
Coding region: 97-5028 (1643 amino acids)
Biological process (GO): negative regulation of microtubule depolymerization; neuron projection development; cytoplasmic microtubule organization
Cellular component (GO): microtubule minus-end
Molecular function (GO): calmodulin binding; microtubule minus-end binding; spectrin binding
Source: RefSeq, a predicted model, not a curated record
GAGCGCAGCGCUGCCCCGCUCCCCCCAGCCCUUCCCGGGGAGCGGAGGGGACCGAGCCGGCCGCCGCUGAUUGCCCGGGACGUGCCAUGGGCUCCCAUGCCACGGGCUGCUGCCAAGAGCCCCCUGCGACCCCCGAGGCUGCGAGGAUGCCGACGGCUGCCACCCAUGGUGGAUGUUGAUGUUUGUGCGGGUGGAGAUAGCACCAGAAGAAAAAUGGAUGCUCUGACGGAUAGUGCAGUUGAGAUUGUCCCCUUGGAGCUCUAUGAUUCAGCCCGAGCAAAAAUAGCUGCUAAUCUACAAUGGAUCUGUGCUAAAGCCUACGGAAUAGACAACGUCCCCGAGGAGCUGAAGGACCCGUUUUACAUCGACCAGUACGAGCAGGAGCACAUCAAGCCCCCGGUGAUCAAGCUGCUGCUGUCCAGCGAGCUGUACUGCCGCGUCUGCAGCCUCAUCCUCAAGGGUGACCAGGUGGCAGCUCUGCAGGGCCACCAGUCCGUCAUCCAGGCCCUGUCUCGGAAGGGGAUUUACGUCAUGGAGAGCGAUGACACACCUGUGUCUGAGUCCGAUCUGGGCUCGGCACCAAUCAAGAUGAGUUCUCAUAUGGCAAUGAUUGAUGCUCUCAUGAUGGCCUACACCGUGGAAAUGAUCAGCAUUGAGAAGGUGGUGGCGAGUGUCAAGCGCUUCUCGACGUUCAGUGCCUCUAAAGAACUGCCCUAUGACUUGGAGGAUGCAAUGGUUUUCUGGAUUAACAAGGUGAACCUUAAAAUGAGAGAGAUAACAGAGAAGGAGAUUAAAUUAAAACAGCAACUCAUGGAAAGUCCAGGGCAUCAAAAGUCUCCUUCCAAAUGGUAUUGGAAAUUAGUACCUGUGCGUUACCGACGGGACCAUCCGUCCAGUAGGCAAUUACCUUAUUUCCCUUUGCUGGAGGAUCUGAUGAAGGAUGGUAGUGAUGGUGCUGCUCUUCUAGCUGUGAUACACUAUUAUUGUCCAGAGCAGAUGAAACUGGAUGAUAUCUGUUUGAAGGAGGUGACAUCAAUAGCAGACAGCCUCUACAACAUCCAACUUCUGAGAGAGUUCUCAAAUGAAUACCUGAACAAAUGCUUUUACCUCACCUUGGAGGACAUGCUGUAUGCUCCUUUGGUUCUGAAGCCUAACGUCAUGGUGUUCAUUGCAGAACUCUUCUGGUGGUUUGAGAAUGUCAAACCAGACUUUGUGCAACCCAGAGAUAUUCAGGAGAUAAAAGAUGUCAAAGCAGUGAUGCAGCAGAAGAGCAGCCGCCCCCCUGUCCCCAUUUCCAACGCCACCAAGCGCAGUUUCAUGGCCAGUCCUGCCGGUCCCAGCCCUGCAGAGCUGCAGCCCUCGGCCCAGACAGCCCCUGAGGCCUGCAGCAGGUACUACCUGCACCCCGAGGAGCCUGAGUACCUUGGCAAAGGAGGAAGCCCUGCCUUUAGCCCUUCCCAUCCACUGCUCCCUUUGAGGCAAAAGCAACAAAAAUCUUUACAGGGAGAAGACAGCCCUGGGCAGCGGCAUCGUUCGAAUUCUCUCACCCGUGUGGACGGGCAGCCACGAGGGGCAGUUCUUGCGUGGCCAGAGAAGAAACCCAGGCCUCUGUCUCAGCCAACACCGUUUGCUCUUCAUCAUUCUGCCAGCACUGAUGUGGACCCCGGGUCUGGUGACAGCAUCAGCCUGGCCAGAUCCAUCAGCAAGGACAGUCUGGCUUCAAACAUCGUCAAUGUAACCCCCAAAAACCAGCCCCACCCUCCAGCGGCGAAAGCCAACGGGAAGAGCUUGCUGAACAACGUGGAGAUGGAGGAUGAGGAUGAAGAGCUCAUUGCAAUUAUCAGGUCUGAGGAAAGGCCAAGCCGGGGUGACCUGGAGGUGCAGAAUGCACCAGCCAGGGUGCCCAGCAUAGUGACAUCAGCCUGGUCCCCAAAAACAAACAGCGACACCUCGGACGGCAAACCAGAGAGCUUUUACCUGGAGCCCUUAAUGCCUGCAGUUCUGAAACCAGCCAAGGAAAAACAGAUCAUCAACAAGGAGGAGGAGUGUGGGGAGGGGAAGCAGAGGAGUUUUGUAACCAAGAGGUUGAAUGAAGGACACUUGCCUUUGGGCCGCAAGAAAGCGCCGAGCAGUCACGGCGAGCAUGACCUCAACAGGACUUUUACUCCCAUUUCUAGCUCUGAUUACACUCCAGCUGCAGAUCCCACUUCUGCAGAUCCAGUGGCCCUGGGGGAAGCGGGUUUAGAAGCUUCCAGACCUUUGGCCAGUAGCAGUUUAGAUCCUUCCUCUCAGGAGGUAUCCACUGGAGGAUUCUUUCUUCAUGCUGCUAAAGCUGAUGAUGAGGUAACGAGCAAAGUCAAUGUAAGUUAUGUGAAAGGGCUCAAUUUGCACGUUCAGGACACAACCUGGACCAUGGUGAGACAGGACUCGGAGUCGGAUCUCUUGGACAUGGAAGACGCCGAGCAGGAUUUGGCGGUCAUGGAUGACCAUCCCAUAGUCACCAAGUACAUCGGGGAGGAGGAAUCUGCAAAGCUGCAGGAGGACAUGAAGGUGAAAGAGCACGAGGACAAGGAUGAUGCCAGUGGGCGCUCCAGCCCCUGCCUGAGCACCAUCUCCCAGGUGAGCAGCGUGUCCAUGGCCAGCGGCAGCGUCCGCAUGACCAGCUUCGCUGAGCGGAAACUGCAGAGGCUCAACAGCUACGAGACCAAGUCGAGCACGAGCAGCUCCCAGAAGACCACCCCAGAUGGGUCAGAGAGCUGCCCAGCACCACUGACCACGUGGAAACAGAAACGAGAGCAGAGCCCCAGCAGGCAGAACAAAGAUAACGUCAACCUUUUGGCUUCGGAGCUGGUGCAGCUCCACAUGCAGCUGGAAGAGAAACGCCGCGCCAUAGAAGCUCAGAAAAAGAAGAUGGAAGCCUUGUCAGCAAGGCAGAGGCUAAAGCUGGGCAAGGCAGCUUUCCUGCAUGUUGUUAAGAAAGGGAAAUCUCCCGAUGGCCCACAGCCCCUUAAACCAGAACACUUUGCGAAAGAGUACGCUCGGCACAACGGGGAGGACUUGGACGAAGUUUCUUUGGGUUCCAAACCCGAGGAGUUUCUUGGGAAGGAGGAGGAGAGAGAAGAAAUGCUCGGUGAUUCCCAAGAAGUGGCGAAAGUCAAAAUGCAGGAAAGCCUGGCUUUUGCUGAGCAACACAAAGCAAAAGACUCUGCUGCUAUACAUGAUCUGGAAAAGAGUAAAAUCAUUUCCGUCGCCCUCCUAGAAGACAACGUGACUGAGGUGGACAUAAAUGAAUGUGACCUUUCUAUUGAAAAACUGAACGAAACAAUCAGCACCCUUCAGCAGGCCAUCCUAAAGAUUUCCCAGCAACAGGAGCUGCUUAUGAAAUCUCCAACAGUGCCAUCCCCAGGAGCCAGAAGUAACUCUCAGGACCAAAAGGUAAAGCCUUCGAUUCAUUUUGUGGAGCCCCUGUCUCCAACCGGAAUGAACAGCCUGCGGAAGCCACCCCGGUUUGGCCAAGGGAGGACUCCUCGGUCAGGAAGACCGGCUGAUCUCAAAGUCCCUAAAGACAGACAGCAAAACUCAACACGAGUUAAAACCCCAACCCCAAGCCUAGAAAACCUACCCCAUUUGAGACCAUUCCCACCCAACAGCUUGGCAAAGACACCCACGGAAAUGGGCUUGGAAGGGAGUCCCGACCUCGGAAGUGGCUCUCAGGAGAAGUGUUUCUUUGAUACCUACAGACUCCACGACGAGAGCAAUCAAAGGGCACUUGUCCUCUCCACCUCCAAAGAUGCCAACAUUCUGUCUGAAAUGAGCCAGGAGGUGAACAGCAGCUUCAAGGACACGGGGCUGAAUUCUUCUGAUGGCUCAGGCAAAGAGAACGUCCCGGUGGAGGAGCCGCUGAGAAGCAAAGCCAACCUCAUUGAGGUGGACUUGUCUGACUUGAAAGCUCCAGAGGAAGGAGAGCUUGAAAACCAGGAUAGCUCCACGGAUCUGAUCAGUGAAGGUGAUCAGAAGUCUGGUGUGGGCUUUUUCUUCAAGGAUGAGCAGAAGGCAGAGGACGAGUUGGCCAAGAAGCGCGCGGCGUUCCUGCUGAAGCAGCAGCGCAAAGCCGAGGAGGCUCGGCUGCGGAAACAGCAGCUGGAGGCCGAGGUGGAACAGAAAAGAGAUGAAGCUCGCCGCAAGGCCGAGGAGGACCGGAUACGGAAAGAGGAGGAGAAGGCUCGGAGAGAACUUAUCAAGCAGGAGUAUCUGAGGAAAAAACAGCAGCAAAUUUUGGAGGAGCAAGGGCUUGGAAAGCCCAAAUCCAAGCCCAAAAAACCCAGGCCAAAGUCGGUCCAUCGUGAAGAGUCUUACAGCGAUUCGGGGACAAAGUGCUCUUCCACACCUGAUAAUUUGAGCAGUGCUCAGUCUGGUUCCAGUCUGUCUUUGGCCUCAGCAGCAACAACUGAGCCUGAAAGUGUUCACUCGGGUGGCACCCCCUCGCAGAGAGUUGAAUCAAUGGAGUCCUUACCCAUUCUGAGCAGAAAUCCCAGCAGGAACACAGAGAGAGACUGGGAAAACGCUUCCACAGCAUCUUCUAUCGCUUCAGUGGCAGAAUACACAGGUCCAAAAUUAUUUAAGGAACCCAGCAGCAAAUCCAACAAGCCUAUUAUUCACAACGCUAUAUCUCACUGCUGUCUUGCUGGAAAAGUGAAUGAACCACAUAAGAACUCAAUAUUAGAGGAACUAGAAAAAUGUGACGCCAACCACUACAUCAUCUUGUUCCGCGACGCCGGCUGCCAGUUCCGAGCACUUUACUGCUACUACCCCGACACGGAGGAGAUCUACAAGCUGACAGGAACGGGGCCAAAGAGCAUCACCAAGAAGAUGAUUGACAAACUCUAUAAGUACAGCUCGGACAGAAAACAGUUUAACGUGAUUCCAGCCAAAACCAUGUCCGUCAGCGUGGACGCCCUGACGAUCCAUAACCACUUGUGGCAGGCCAAGCGACCCGCAGUGCCAAAGAAGAGCCAGACUCGGAAAUGACACCCAGCUCCCUGGGGAAAGAGGAUCUGCUGGCUUGGGACUGCAGCAAGAGAAGAUGUGUUUACCAUUUUCCUCCGGUUUGGAACGAGAAGUGCAGAACCAUAAAUGCUUUUUAAGGGGCUUCGGGACGGGAACGGCGGAUGGGAGUUCUUGAGGAUGAAGGAACGUUGCCAGUGUUUUUUUAGGAAUGAUCAACCUGCUGUUAUACCCAAUGCUGUAACUACUGUGGCUUUCAGCUGACGAGGGGACUGUGUGCAUGUAGCAAGAUCUUUAACAAGUGGAUUUCCUUUUACUUGAAGCUUUUCAUCGGUACAAAUUGGGAAUAAUUUAAUUCUCUCUCCUCUCCACCUCAUUCCCUCCUUUUCUCUCCUGUCGUUCCCAAAAGUUGGCGAGCUCUGAACUGCGGUAGGAGGAUUGAACAGAUCUUGGGUGAAGUGCUUUGGGUUUGGUUUGGGGUUUUUUUUUUUAAAACAGA